This is a messenger RNA of Lontra canadensis (Northern American river otter), 882 nucleotides long. Its product is annotated as transmembrane and death domain protein 1-like. Bases 1 to 882 code for a protein of 293 amino acids. The transcript has 2 exons. NCBI's taxonomy places the organism in Eukaryota, Metazoa, Chordata, Mammalia, Carnivora, Mustelidae. The record is from RefSeq and is a predicted model, not a curated record.
AUGGCGGCGCGGGCUCAGACCCGGGCCCUGGCGCUGGUGCUCUGGGGCUGGGCGGUGGCCCCGGCGGGAGCCCUGGACGCCAUGGGCCCCCACGAGGCCGUCCGUCUGGCCGAGCUGCUGACCCCGGAGGAGUGCGACCAUUUCCAGUCUCUCCUGAAGGCGCCGGAGCCGGACGUCGAGGCCGAACUGGCCCGGCUCUCUGAGGACCGGCUGGCCCGCCCUGAGACGCCGGCGUCCACGUCCGCGCCGCGGGGCCGGUUGUGGCGGCGGCGGCGGGCGGCGGCCGAGCCCGCGGAGGUGUCGGACGGCUGCCGGGAGGGGCUGGCGGCCUGGCUGGCGGCCAAGGCCUCCACCCUGUCUUGGGACCGCGUGGCCCGUGCUCUGCGGCGCAGCGGCCGCCCGGACGUGGCCCGGGAGCUGGGCAAGAAUCUCCACCAGCAGGCGACGCUGCAGCUGCGCAAGUUCGGCCAGCGCUACGUGCGGCUGCCCGCCGCCCCAGCCCCGCGCCCCCGCCGCGCCUCGCUCCCCGAGCCCGACUGGGACGGGCUGCAGCUGAUCGUGGAGCGUCUGCCGCAGGCGCCCUACGAGCGCAGCCCCACCGGCUGGGUCGGGCCGCUGGCGCUCGGCCUCCUCACCGGCUUCGUGGGGGCGCUGGGCACCGGGGCGCUGCUCAUCGUGCUCACGCUGUGGCUCACGGGCGGCGACGGCCCCGGCCCCGGCCCGCAGCCGGGCCCCCGUCCUCCCCGGCGCAGGCCCGCCCAGGCGCUUGGCGCGGCGGAAGCGAGGCCGCUCCUGUCUGCGGAGCGGCUCCAGCCACCGCCGACGAGGGCCUGGGCCGCGCGCUGGCCCGGUCCCCCCUCGCCUCAGUGUCCCCGGCUGUGA